UUCUUCGGGCACCCCAAGUUGCCAGCGGAUUACUUUGCAACUCCACAGCUCUGCCAUUGGAGGAGGACCACACGUGACCACGGCACCCUUCUGUUCCAGGUUUAACCCAGGUGAGCAGUUAGAGUGCCCACUGGAGCCCCUGGUUCACUGCCAUGCCAAGGGCAAGCUGGACAUCAAGAGCAGGAGUCUGCUCACCAUUUGCCGCUCAGGAGUAAUUUUUCCCUGGAUGAACCCACGGACAGCUGACUCUGAACAAUCCGGCUUGGCGUCGGGUCUGCCAAGCGGAAGAAGGCUCGGCGUCAGGAGGGAGAGGACGGCCUUCACCAACAGCCAGUUGCUGGAGCUGGAGAAAGAGUUCCACUUUAACCCCUACCUGUGUCGCCCUCGGAGGCUGGAGAUGGCUGCAGGGCUGCAGCUCACCGAUCGCCAGGUCAAGAUCUGGUUUCAGAACCGCAGGAUGAGGUACAAGAAGGAGCAUAAGUAUAGAAAGGUAACAGGUUUGUCCCAGUGGUCUCCCUGCAGCUCGAGCUCAUAUGUGGACCAAGUGAACUUUCAAAGUGUUGGUAGAACUUCUUCCUCAGAGCUGCACUUUAUGGAUUAUGCUCCCAUGUCUUCUUCUCUCGUUGAUGCCGGCAGUGGUCAGUGUGUUCACCCCGCAGACCUGCCCCAUCUGAACUGUGUACUUCCAUCUGUUGCAAACGGUCCUCCGCCCUCCUUUACGGGCGCAGAUAGUCAUCAACAUGCUGGCAUUUCAAACUGGCCCUAGGGCCUCAUAAUGGCUGUACCUCCUGUGCUCAUCAAAAUCUCAAUGAUACAUCCACUUUCACUUACUUAUGAAAGACUGGAGGGUGUCUUAUUAGCAUCCCAGGGUUUAAAAUCUCCGUAACACGCUGCCUGCUCACCAUUCACGAAACACUUCAAUUAGACUAUAUGAACAUAUCUUAAUUAAAGGAGAGCUACAGUGAUAUCAUUUGUG
Messenger RNA from Plectropomus leopardus (leopard coralgrouper), 976 nucleotides. Its product is annotated as homeobox protein Hox-A4-like. Gene Ontology annotation, cellular component: nucleus. Gene Ontology annotation, molecular function: RNA polymerase II cis-regulatory region sequence-specific DNA binding; DNA-binding transcription factor activity, RNA polymerase II-specific. Gene Ontology annotation, biological process: anterior/posterior pattern specification; embryonic skeletal system morphogenesis; regulation of transcription by RNA polymerase II. Lineage: Eukaryota; Metazoa; Chordata; Actinopteri; Perciformes; Serranidae. The record is from RefSeq and is a predicted model, not a curated record.